UUUGCGUUUGACUUGUGACUAAUCAACUUUUAUUUGUUUUAACGAUUAAAGGAUAACGUAAAUUUCUCUCCCACUGCGCAAUCGAUUUAAAAUUAUAGCUUAAAGAAUAAUAGCAAAUUUAUACAAGCAAUAAAACUUUUACCGCAAGUUUUUAAAAAAUGAUACGAAAUGCUCUGUCAGAACAUCGACAAGUUGACGACAAGUAUCCAAAGAAAAUUGAUAAAUACAGUGAGGUAAAUGCUCUAAAGAUAAUGAAGCCAUUUUUGAAUAUUAUGCUGUCAAAAGGAAAUGAAAGAAACUUGAUUAGAUCUAGAAGUCUUUAUUUUGAAGUUUACCCAAUACCAAGUAAAAUUCAGCGUAAUGAGUUAAGCUCUGUUACAUCAAAUAGAAAAAAGGAUAAAAGCUUUCAUGAAGUCAUAGAAGAAGCAGAAAAUGAAACCGAUGAAAAUAAUGAAAACAAUGAAAACAAUAGUAGUCUUAAAAAGAAAAUUAGUUACUCUAAUGUAUUCAUACACAACAAUAUUGCUAAAUCCCAAACACAGCAGUCGAACUAUCAAUAUAGUCACCACAUAGAAACAAAAUUUACUCAAGAAUCAAGUCCGAUAUGUUCCAAAUUUAAAAACGGGUUACUAAAAGACGCGGCUCUUCCAACAAUAUCAGAACCUUUAUUAGAAUUUCAAACAAACGACUUUUCUGAUACAACCGAUUCAACUGAGCAAAAAAACGUCGAACAAGAAAUUACAAAACUAUUACGCUUUUAUAAUAGAAGAUAUAGUACAUGAAGCGAUAAA
Molecule: messenger RNA, 791 nt
Organism: Hydra vulgaris (swiftwater hydra)
Lineage: Eukaryota; Metazoa; Cnidaria; Hydrozoa; Anthoathecata; Hydridae
Source: RefSeq, a predicted model, not a curated record